AAGCCAGCAGCACGCGGAGGUUUUGCAACGUACAAUUUUGUUUUGCAUUUAGUGGCCGCGUGGCCAACGUUCGACAACAACAAACAUUGCCUCCGUUUGACUGGGCCAUUACAAUCCGCCCCAUUGUUCCGUGGCAACAUUUGCGUCAAUCAAUUUGCGUACGAGAUCGAGAUCAUUCAAAAAGUGUUCGGAAAUGUUCGUCAAACGAAGGAAGGUGGCCAAUUUCAACAAUAACUCGUUCCUGGCCAACUCUAACUACGAGAAUCACCCGGAAGGACGGGCGAAGAUGUUCCGUUGCAGCAAGCACAAGGAUUGCAACGGCAAUGUGUCGGAAGAGUGCCUGCAGGUGGCCACCAAUGUUACGGAGCAGAAGCACAAUGUGUCGCGAGAGGUGCGCGGACAAAAUCUGGGUCUGUGCCGUGGGUUCCGCGGGUGCACCGUGUGGCUGACGGGGCUCAGUGGGGCCGGGAAGACUUCGAUCGCGUUCGAACUGGAAGCGUAUCUCGUCUCGAAGGGCGUUCCGGCGUACGGGCUCGACGGUGACAAUAUUCGCACCGGGCUGAACAAAAACCUUGGCUUCUCGCAGGUCGAUCGCGAGGAAAACAUUCGCCGCGUGGCGGAAGUGGCGAAGCUGUUCGCGGACAGCGGUGUCGUGUCGAUCUGCAGCUUCGUGUCGCCGUUCGCCGAAGAUCGCGAGAUGGCGCGCAAAAUCCAUAAGGAUUGUGAUCUAAAGUUUUUCGAAGUGUACGUAGACACACCGCUGGAGGUUUGUGAGACCCGCGACGUGAAGGGGCUGUACAAGAAGGCCCGCCAGGGCGUCAUCCAGGGGUUUACCGGUGUAACGCAGGCGUACGAGGCACCGGAGUCACCGGAUUUGCGCGUGAGCACCGAACUGCUGACCGUGCGUCAGUCGACGCUGAAGCUGAUCCGGUUUCUAGAAGACGAAGCCAUCAUACCAAAGUUCCUGAAGGAGGACGCGCCGCUGCCGGAGCUGUUCGUGUCGGAUGAGCUGAAGCCGGAAGCGCUGUCACUGCCAUCGCUCACCAUCAGCACGGUCGAGCUGCAGUGGCUGCAGGUGCUGGCGGAAGGCUGGGCCUUCCCGUUGCGGGGCUUCAUGCGGGAGCAAGAGUAUCUGCAGGCGCUGCACUUCAACUGCUUGCUGAACGAGGACGAAACACUACGAACCAAUCAAUCCGUCCCGAUAGUACUGUCGGCCAGUGCAGCUGAUAAGCAGCUGCUGGAAGGGGUCAGCGCCCUGGCACUACAUUAUGAGGGGCGCGCAGUGGCCAUUCUGCGAAAGCCGGAAUUUUUCGAGCACCGCAAGGAGGAACGAUGUGCACGUCAGUUCGGAACGACAAACCGCGAUCAUCCGUAUAUUAAGAUGAUCUACGAAGCCGGUGACUAUCUGGUCGGUGGCGAGAUAGAGGCGUUUGGGCGGAUCGAAUGGAAGGACGGCCUCGACAGCUACCGACUGACGCCGAACGAGUUGAGGAAAAAGUUCAGCGACAUGAAGGCGGACGCCGUGUUUGCCUUUCAACUGCGCAAUCCUAUCCACAAUGGGCACGCACUGUUGAUGAGCGAUUGCCGCCGGCAGUUGCUGGAACGGGGGUUCAAGAAUCCGGUUCUGCUGCUGCAUCCGCUCGGUGGCUGGACUAAGGACGACGAUGUACCGUUGCCGGUACGCAUGGCCCAGCAUCAGGCGGUGCUAGACUCGGGAGUGCUCGAUCGCGAGCACACGGUGCUGGCGAUUUUCCCCUCGCCCAUGAUGUACGCUGGGCCCACCGAGGUCCAGUGGCACGCCAAAGCCCGAAUGAACGCAGGUGCUAACCAUUACAUCGUGGGGCGGGAUCCGGCCGGUAUGCCUCAUCCGGACAAGACCGUCUAUCCGGACGGUAAUCUUUACGACGGAACGCACGGUGCACGUGUGCUCAAGAUGGCCCCCGGGUUGGACAGCAUAGAGAUCCUUCCGUUCCGUGUGGCAGCGUACGACAAGUCUGUCUCGAAAAUGGCCUUUUUCGAUCCGGCACGUAAAGCGGACUUUGAUUUCAUUUCCGGCACACGUAUGCGAAGCCUGGCGCGCAAUGGAGACAAUCCACCGGAUGGAUUUAUGGAGCCGAAAGCGUGGCAGAUACUCGCCCAGUAUUACCAAUCGUUGCAGCAGGGCCAGUAGAAGCCGACAGUUUUUCCGUUUUAGUUGUUCGUAAAUGCAUUUUAUAAGCUUCCAGGCUCCGCAAAUGGAAUUGCAAGAGAGUAAGAGUAAGGGUAUUUUCUCGGGUUAGAUAAUUUCUCACUUUUCCACCACGCCACAUCGAGGCGACAAAGAGUGUUCCACGGUUUUACGUUUAUUCACGGUAUCUUUAUUCACAAAAGGUCUCUGCGACUCCCAUAGUGUGCUGCGAUGGGCUACUGUGAUGUCGGUUGAUGCCCGCAGUCGACAUGAAAGAAACGCGAAUAAAGAUACCUGUCAACGGGUACGUAGAAGGCGCGCCC
This is a messenger RNA of Anopheles bellator, 2490 nucleotides long. It is a transcript of the gene Papss, whose product is annotated as bifunctional 3'-phosphoadenosine 5'-phosphosulfate synthase. Gene Ontology annotation, molecular function: sulfate adenylyltransferase (ATP) activity; ATP binding; adenylylsulfate kinase activity. The record is from RefSeq and is a predicted model, not a curated record. Bases 194 to 2170 code for a protein of 658 amino acids. Gene Ontology annotation, biological process: 3'-phosphoadenosine 5'-phosphosulfate biosynthetic process; sulfate assimilation. NCBI's taxonomy places the organism in Eukaryota, Metazoa, Arthropoda, Insecta, Diptera, Culicidae. The transcript has 4 exons.